Xylona heveae TC161 is the source of this 920-nucleotide messenger RNA. RefSeq lists its product as hypothetical. NCBI's taxonomy places the organism in Eukaryota, Fungi, Ascomycota, Xylonomycetes, Xylonales, Xylonaceae. The transcript has a single exon. Bases 174 to 776 code for a protein of 200 amino acids. The record is from RefSeq and is a predicted model, not a curated record.
UCCCAGGGUUUCGAACAAACAAAGCAUACAGUCCUGAACCGCAUCUGAGCGCAUACUCAACCUCAACAAGCCCAAGCAAUAUUCAGCGGCUCACAUCGAAAUCCCAGCACCCUUUGACAGCUCACUCUCCGAUCGUUCCAAUCGUACUUCACUACUCAUUUCACACCACGCCAAUGCUGCCUACAACCCCAUCAAAACCACGGCACCAUCGUGCGUCAAUACAACAUAUCCUGCACUGUUACCGUAUACCGCUGGAGAUGAUCAUACACCAAGCUCUAUUCCUCCUUCUUACCAAAAGACACUCUUUCUAUACCCUUCUCUUUCGAUCCGGACUCGUUCCACACUACAUACAUAAUUUGGGCAACCACCGCCACACGUCCUUAAAUCCCCUUCCGCAUGAUGCAUCACUCGCAUAUUCUCUCGGCGUUUUUUAUUUUAUUUUUAUUUAUAGUUUUGCUUCUCGUUCAAUCAUGUAUACGAUUUUUCCUUUCUUUCCCAUUUAUUCUCACCUCUCUCCCGUUAUUCGGGUCUCUUAUAUGAUCCUCGUAUCAUUUCCUCAUCUCUUCCCCGUUAUUCGGGUCUCUUAUUAUAUUUUAAUGUCCCUUUACAUGUCCCUUUACCUUUUUCCCUCCUUCCCUCCUUCCUCCCUCUCUUCCCUCCUCUUCGUUUCUCUUCGUUUCUCUUCAACUCUAAAUAUUUACUUUUUCCACUUUUUAUUACUCAUUAUCCACUUCCUCUGCCCCUUUCCUCUCAGGCAGGAACGCAGCCACUUUUGACCGUGUUUAAUUUGUUUUUUCCUUAACGUCCUCAUGUCUACAUGUCUCUUUUCGAAUAUUAUAUGGGAUUUUUUGUAUGUAUAUUUUAUGUCCAAUUUUGUUAUAUUGUUAUACUGUUAUACUGUUAUACUUGAUCAUACCGUC